UUAAUAGAUAAUUCGUACUUACAAGAUUGAAACUAGGAAAGCAUCCAAAGCCGUGGCUAGGAGGAAGGACCUGAAUAACCAGGAAGAUGAAGAUCCAAUGAAUAAACUGAAGGGACAGAAGAUAGUGUUGUGUCGUAUUUGUAAAGGCGAUCACUGGACAACACGAUGUCCCUACAAAGACACCUUGGGUCCCAUGCAGAAAGAAUUGGCAGAGCAGUUGGGACUGUCCACAGGAGAGAAAGAAAAAACUACAGAACCAGAACCAGCGGCAGCACCUCAGAGUAAAACAGGGAAGUAUGUUCCCCCUAGUUUGCGUGAUGGAGCAACCCGCAGGGGAGAGUCCAUGCAGCCAAACCGCAGGGCGGACGAUAAUGCUACAAUUUGUGUUACAAACCUGUCUGAGGACACCAGGGAGACUGAUCUGCAGGAACUAUUCCGGCCUUUUGGUGCAAUUUCUAGAAUCUACUUGGCCAAAGAUAAUAAUACCGGGCAGUCCAAGGGUUUUGCUUUCAUAAGUUUCCAUCGCAGGGAAGAUGCUGCACGAGCUAUUGCUGGCGUUUCUGGCUUUGGCUAUGACCAUUUGAUCCUCAAUGUGGAGUGGGCAAAACCUUCCAAUAACUAAAAUGAUGAUGAAGUGGUUUGAACAGCCAACCCAAGAUGCAUUGCUGUCUAGCAUACUGUUUAAUAAAGUCACCAUUUAAUAAAAUCA
Molecule: messenger RNA, 709 nt
Organism: Protopterus annectens (West African lungfish)
Lineage: Eukaryota; Metazoa; Chordata; Ceratodontiformes; Protopteridae
Gene: EIF3G
Product: eukaryotic translation initiation factor 3 subunit G
Exons: 6
Coding region: 98-622 (174 amino acids)
Molecular function (GO): RNA binding
Source: RefSeq, a predicted model, not a curated record